Peniophora sp. CBMAI 1063 is the source of this 1656-nucleotide messenger RNA. Lineage: Eukaryota; Fungi; Basidiomycota; Agaricomycetes; Russulales; Peniophoraceae. The record is from the annotation of a GenBank genome assembly.
AUGAUAGACUUACACGACGACGUGCUCAAAUGCCUAUUCGACUGGUUAGCUCUCAUCGACGUACCCGGACCAACACUCAGGUUCAGCGAAGCAUCCGACUCCGAGUACCACACGCUACCCUUCACAUCGGAACCUUUGUCAUUCCCUCAGACCCGACUAGGCUGGAUUACAGCCUCGCACGUCUGCCGGCGAUGGCGGGCUCUACUCCUGAACAUGCCAUUGCUUUGGGCUCAGAUAGCCGGCGGAGUCUUUCCGUCUCGAGAGAUAUGCGAGACCAUCAUCGAGCGCGCUGGUGAUCGCCCGUUACACUUUUCACAGUGGCGCGAGUACAGAGGAGAGCACGUCACCGCAGAGAGUCUGGCCUCUCGUGCCGCAACCGUCACGGAGCUCGUCCACUCUUACAACGAUCGCCUGCAGGUGUUAGCUCUGCGCAUCGUCGAUGCUAUGACAGAUGCCGAUGCGAUUCUGUGGCGCGAUUUCCCUGAACUGGAGAGCUUGCAUCUCGAGCACGGCGAUGACUUGGCGGGUCUCUCUUGUGCCAAUGCGUUCAACGCUCCGCGGCUACGCAAUCUCCGCAUGCACGACGUCGUUUUCGCUCCCAACGCACCGGCUCUACGCAGCCUAUACGUUGUUUUCACCGCCGGGACAUACACCCUGAUGCCGAUACUACUGGAAGCCCUCCUCACUACGCCCUUGUUAGAGGAUCUGGAACUGCAGGAGGCGUAUAAUGUCGACGGAGACGACGAAGAGUCAGCCGUGUUAUCGCCGCAAGCCAAGCUUCCCAAGUUGUCCACGCUCACAUUCACCGGCAGCUCUCACAACUUCGCGCUUCUCUGGCACUCCAUAACGUCGUACCCCCCAGGACUCUGCAUAGAAGUGAAAUUCAUCGGCCGAGGAUCACAGCUCGAUAUCUUUGGAUCCCUUGGAGAGGCGCUUCGGUACGAGGAGAAUGAUACCCUGCGCCUCUCGUUCUUCGACAGGAAAGAGCAAGGGCUCUUUGCUAUGCAUCUUUUCCCUUCCUCGAAGGGUCUCUACUACGAGGAUGAGGACGGGAGGUACCGUCGCAACGGUGUUUGCAUUGGCGCUAUGCAAUUGCUCCCAGAUAACGAUGAACCCAUAAUCGAACCUUCCAUGCUCCUGAGCGCUCUUGUCGCUCAACUCAUCCCCGGGAACAUCCGCAUCCUCGAUCUCGAUACCGCCGUGGACCGCACUGCAGAAUGGGGACUCUGCGAUCUGGACGCUAUGUGCUCCGUCCUCCGGACGCUCACGAACAUCUCCACGAUCGCCAUCGGAAGAGGCUGCAAUCAACAUGUUCUGGACCGACUACUUCACCCGGAUAUAAUGACGGUUGCACCUUCCAUUCCGCUCCCUCAACUCAGGUGUUUGCGGGUCAAACAUCCCCGACAGUGUGUUCGCGGGAGGUUCACCAAUACCAAGAAUAUGAUAGAGAGUUGGGCGGCUCUGAGCGUUCUAUGCGCUCUGCUCUUGACAUAUCGUCACCCUUUGAGCCAUUUGCGAGUCUCUGCUUGGAGCUUGGAUGAGCUUGAUGGCCACGAAGACGCAUGGGGUGUGCAGAAAAAGCUGAUUGAAGGUGUACGGACGUUGGUCGAUGAGCUCGAGGUCACGAAUCUGGACGGCGAGGACGACCAUUUUUGA